AUGCUGGAGUUGCUCUAUCCAGUUUUAAUUCUCCCUUUAAAGCAUAAAGAUUAGUAGAUUGCGAGGUUAAUAAUGUGACUAUAUAUCAUUUUUUGUUUUUUGUUUUUUUAUCAAACUGUAUAGUAAUUCAGGCAACAAAAAUCCUCAUCUCUCCCGGACUCUCAUGUUGCUCACGACCGUAGCAAGAAGGUUGCAAAGAUCUCAUCCCCAAGUUAUUCUCCCACUCUUCUGUUCCGUCUCUUCCCCAUCCUUAUCGUCUCCUCUUACUUCAAAUUCAGUUAUCUCGUUUUCCUCCUUUGAGGCAUUCCAUCGAGCACUUUCAAUUGCAUAUCAACACCCUUUUCGUUUCUUCACUUUCAAAUCUUUCUCCACCCAAAACCUCAGAGACCCAUUUGAGCUCGUUCAGGAGAGAGUUCAUACCCGUGAAUCUCUCAAACCUGGCCUUCUCGAUUCGCUCAAACGGGCUGCAUACUUCACUGCAGAAGCAGAGGCUGUUGCGUCUGUUGAUGCGUCAGGCAUUAAAGCUGAUCAAAAUUUGGUCUAUUCGGUGAUUUGGGAGCUAAGACAUGAGUGGAGACCGGCGUUUUUGGCUUUCAAAUGGGGAGAGAAAUGGGGGUGCUUUGAUGAGAAGUCGUAUGAGUUAAUGAUAUGGGUUUUGGGUAAUCAUAAAAAGUUUAACAUUGCUUGGGUUUUGAUUCGUGAUUUGCAUCGGUCUUCUAUGAACACUCGUCAGGCGAUGCUUAUUAUGAUUGAUAGAUAUGCUGCAGCAAAUGAUCCGGGCAAUGCUAUUCAUACGCUGUAUAUUAUGGAGAAAUUCAGAAUGACCCCUGAUGAAGAUGCAUUUUACUCCCUCAUGAAUGCUCUCUGUAAAUAUGGGAACAUUGAAGAGGCUGAAGAGUUUAUGCUUGUUAAUAAGAAGCUCUUCCCAUUGGAGACCGAAGCAUUUAAUAUCAUUCUCCAUGGAUGGUGUAACAUAUGUGUUGAUGUGCUUGAAGGAAAGCGAAUUUGGAGGGAAAUGUCAAAAUACUGUAUUACACCCAAUGCAGCUUCUUAUACACACAUGAUAUCGUGCUUCUCAAAGGUUGGAAAUCUUUUUGACUCACUAAGGCUUUAUGAUGAGAUGAAGAAAAGGGGUUGGGUCCCAUGUAUUAAGGUUUAUAAUUCAUUGAUUUAUGUACUAACUCGUGAGAACUGCCUGAAAGAAGCACUCAAGGUCCUGGAUAAAAUAAAAGAAAAUGGAUUGCAGCCUGAUUCUACUUCUUACAACUCAAUGAUACGUCCUUUAUGUGAGGGCAAGAAGCUAGCAGAGGCUAGAAGCAUAUUGGCUGCCAUGAUAGAGGAGAAUCUCAGACCAACAAUGGAAACCUACCAUGCACUUCUUGAAGGCACUGGUCUUGAAGAAACAUUGCAAGUCCUUAACCAGAUGAGAAUAGCUGGUAUAGAUCCCACAGAGGAUACCUUUCGCUUAAUUUUGGUCAAGUUCUUCAAGUUAGAGCAACCUGAGAAUGCAUUGAAGAUUUGGCUAGAAAUGAUGCAAUAUGAGGUGACACCUAAUUUGACACAUUAUAUAGUAUUGGUGGAAGGGCUUGCUGGAUGUGGACUGUUAACCGAGGCAUGGGAAUAUUAUGCUGAGAUGAGAUCAAAUGGAUUUUCAGAUAAUCCAAAACUUCUGAAGAUCUUGAAAGAACCGAUACAAGACCAGACUAGCUGCAAAAAACAGCAGGGGAGACAAGUUAAGAGAGAUCAAUAUGUAAGUCAGAAAUUAGGUAGUAAGGUUAGAAGAAAAGGUAGAAAAGGCAUGCAAAAAGGCAAAGAAAAAUUGUAGUCCAAUAUGAGGUGAAACCUAAUUCAACAAAUUGCAGCAUAUAUUUUAAAGGAGAAACAGCAAUAUCUUUACAUGGCAGAAUUUUCCUUCACCGUGAAGCUAUUACAGCCAAUUGGCUUUUCAUGUGCUAGCAUUUGGAUAUCAGGUUAUGAACUCUUGAGGAUUUAGCAACAAGAAAAGAAAUGGAAUAGAGUGAACAAGGGGAAAAACCAUAUGUUCUAUUUUUACAAAAAAUUUAGUGUAGGACUUCGCUUACAAGUAUGUGCUUGCUUCUGCUUCCUUCAUUACUAAGCUUGCGUAGUCAAGCUUGUUUAUUGAGUAAACCAGCCUAAUGGAGCUA
Messenger RNA from Manihot esculenta (cassava), 2165 nucleotides. RefSeq names its product pentatricopeptide repeat-containing protein At1g80880, mitochondrial. The record is from RefSeq and is a predicted model, not a curated record. The transcript has 2 exons. The coding region runs from base 164 to 1825 and encodes 553 amino acids. Lineage: Eukaryota; Viridiplantae; Streptophyta; Magnoliopsida; Malpighiales; Euphorbiaceae. Gene Ontology annotation, molecular function: protein binding.